Molecule: messenger RNA, 5548 nt
Organism: Sinocyclocheilus grahami
Lineage: Eukaryota; Metazoa; Chordata; Actinopteri; Cypriniformes; Cyprinidae
Gene: sphk2
Product: sphingosine kinase 2
Exons: 7
Coding region: 1262-3859 (865 amino acids)
Biological process (GO): sphinganine-1-phosphate biosynthetic process; positive regulation of apoptotic process; phosphorylation
Cellular component (GO): cytoplasm; membrane; intracellular membrane-bounded organelle
Source: RefSeq, a predicted model, not a curated record
CUACCGCGUCGAUAGACUUCCUGAAAACGCUCGUGCCUCCCCUGCAGCUCAGGAAAGCUGGAAAACUCGCCGUGUAGGGGGGCAAAAAAACAAACAAACAAACAAACAAACAGCAGGGCACCUUUAACGUCGGAUAAAGAGGUUUACCAUGCCUUGAGACCCUGUUCCAGCACUCAUACUCUCUGUAUUCUGUUUUAUUUCUUUUCCAUUUUGAGGACCAUCUUGCAAGGGUUGAAGAACAGAAUUCAGCAUUCAUGGAUAUCAAAUCCUGGAUUUUCUGGCAUUUUUUUAUUGGUUGAACUAUAACACAUGAUUUCUCUGCACCACUACAAUCUCUGACACUAUUUUGAACCAAAACCAGAAGUGACAUCCCUGUUAAUUUCUAUCACUUCCUAAACCUUGUUGUUUUUGGAGAGGUACUGUAUUUUUAGUCAACCACCUUGAUAAGAUUUCAUUUGAUACUUCUCAAACAAUAUCCUCAGCUGGGCCAUUACGUCUGCUUUCUGUGCUUGUUUGUCACUGAACAUUUUCGUAGCAUUUAUAAAGUUAUUAUAACCUUAGUGUGUGUUUAUUUUUAGUCAUUUGUAAGUUUCACGUUUGCUGACCUUAAGACAAUGCUUUGUUAAUUGAAAUUGUGCUUCCUAUUUUAUUUAAACAGUUUGUAAGAAUAGAAAAUUGUUAAAUUGAUUAAUUUAAGAAAUUUUGUUUAAUGGUUAUGUAAAUGCACACACAAUUCCGUUUAACCUUGACAAAACCUUGCCUUUUCUCCUAUUGUGACAUUUUGCCAGUGCAAGGAGAGAAAAGCAAAUAAUCUUAUCUUGUGCAUCUUGUUUUUUAAAACAAAACUGUAAUUUUUGUUUGGAUACUAGCAAUACUAAACUGGAAAUCUCUUUCUUGUAUUUUGUUUUGAUCAGAUGAUCGUAAGAAGAUUUAGCAUUGUUUUCAGGCAAAAUGCACUGAUGGAAAGGGUUUAACACUAUCAGGGAUAGAAACGCCUGCUGAAGUUUUCUUGUGUUUUGAAAAGACACCUGUUGAAACACUGUCAUUAUUUGUAAUUUUUAAGUUUAACUUAAAGUUUAUGUAAAAACCCAUGAUUUGGGCUUAAAGCUGACACGUUUAUUUCAGAACAACUAGUUCAUCCGUCCAGAAAGUCAUCUCUACAAAUCAGAGGAAAGAGCCCUACAUGAGGCAUUCAAGCUGUAUAGUCCAAACAUACUCUCCGCAUCCCAGUAGCACUACCUUUUGAGCCCAGACGUUGAACAUGCGCUCCACAGGCCCAGAGAGCCCAUCUAUGACUGAGGAGGCCCUGUUGCACGGACAGUUCGGCGGUUGGAGCAGCGGAGGAGGAAGUGGAAGUAACAGCAACAGCUGCCCCAACAGCCCUGGAGGUGUUUCUUUGCCUUCCAGCCCCGCCUCUACCAACUAUGCCCUGACCCUCACGCCAACACACAUCCAUGUCCAGCGGUUGUCUCCACGUGUGGGGAAGCAGUCCAGGCUGAUCCUGCCACUGGCGGAACUGACAGGAUGCAGCUGCCCGCGUUUGCCGGCCCCUCCUUUGCUGGUGCUUUACUGGUACCCUCCGGGUCGUCGCCGGAAAGGCGUCUCCAGACGCAGACAGGUGAGGGCAUACUUGGCAGAGAGCAGAGUUGAGGCGGAGAAAUGGAACACUGCCAUACAGAGCCUUCUGAGGGGGAUGGAUGUCAGCUCCACUACAGAAUUUUGUAAAAGCAUGUUGCCCCGUCCCCGUCGACUGUUGCUGCUGGUCAAUCCAUUCAGUGGCAGGGGUCAGGCAAUGCAAUGGUGUCAAACGCACAUACUUCCAAUGAUAAGAGAAGCCAACAUCAGCUACAACCUCAUACAGACAGAGCGUCAGAAUCAUGCAUGUGAGAUAAUCAGAGAGAUCUCGUUAACAGAAUGGGAUGGAAUCGUCAUUGUUUCUGGAGAUGGACUCUUGCACGAGGUGAUAAAUGGCCUCAUGGAAAGGCCAGACUGGGAACAAGCAAUAAAAACUCCUCUGGGAAUCCUUCCUUGUGGCUCUGGAAAUGCACUUGCUGGUUCUAUCAACCACUGUGCAGGAUAUGACAUGUGCCUUCGGGAGCCUCUCCUUCUCAACUGCUGUUUUCUGCUGUGCCGGGGUGGGGUUAAACCAAUGGACUUGGUGUCCGUUACAACCAGCCCAUGCACUUCAUCUACCACAUCCAAUCAGAAUGGGCACCCACCUGCUCCUAGGAGGCUUUUCUCUUUCCUUUCUGUGGCCUGGGGUUUUGUGUCUGAUGUGGACAUAGAGAGUGAGCGUUACAGAGGGCUGGGCUCAGCACGGUUUACACUGGGAACACUAGUGAGAUUGGCUUCUCUGCGCUCCUAUAAGGGAUGUCUUUCCUACCUUCCACCCACUAUGGUCAACCCGUCCCCCGAUGCCACACCUCAGCAACCCCGAAGGCCACUUUCACGUAGCAUUACCGAAGGCUUGGAGGGUUUUUGUCGCACUCCCAUUCACCGCACCUGCUCAGACAUGGGCCUGAGUGAACAAAGAAGUCUCCGUAAGGGAGAUGAGGAGAGAGAGAGGGAAAGAGAACGGGAGAAGCAGGAGAGAGAGCAGGAGAGGGAGAGGAGGAGAGAGAGGGCAAGAGGGGUUGGGGUAGUGAGAGCUAGCAGUCUCGCAGAAGACCGAGAGAGAGAGGUGGAAGCAGAAGAGAAGAUGGAGGAGAUGUCAGGGACCAGCUCAGAAUCAAACGAAAGGGAAGAGUGUGACAACAUAGCCAGUAAUAAUGGGAACAGGGAAGAAGAGAAUAAACCGGGUGGGGAUGAGAUCGACGGAGAAGGAGUAACGAAAACGAGAGAUGAGGUUAAUGAGUGCAAUGAGAGUUAUCAAACGACUCCACCUGAGAUGCAACACACACUACAUAAAAACUCGGCCCCUUCUAGCCAGAUAAUUAACGCCUUCUUCAGCCAGCCAAUCGGGGCAGACACUGACCAAGACUUUGAGCUGGCAGCCUAUGGCAAGGAGGAUGAAGACGUAAACGGCACCUACUUUCAGAGAGAGGCGUUUCCAUUGGACAAGUCUCGUGAGCGAGCCCUCACCAUCUCAUCUUCUCCGUUCCGUCAGUCUCCUUUCAAAGCUUUUAAACCUAAAACUUUGGACCAGAACCAGAACCCCUCACGGCCACGGCCCCUCUCUCUUCUCCACCAAUCGCAUUCAAACUCUCUCCCUCCAAAAUUUCCAUCCCUUUCUUUGUCCCUUUCCCCAACCCCUCCUUCAUCUCCAUCUUGCGCCUCUCCCCACUCUUCUUAUCUUGUGCCACGUCCCAACACUCCCAGCUCGUCUUCCUCAUCACCUUCUUUUCAUUCGCCGACCCCUUCCUUCAGCUUUGACCUUGCAGAGCCUGCAGGACCCCUGAAGAACCACCCUCACACGACAUCCUCCAUCAAGCUGCCAGAAGAUGAUCUACUACCUCCUCUGGACCAACCUCUCCCUACACGUGACUGGGUCACUAUUGAGGGCGAUUUUGUCCUGGUGCUUGCCAUCUAUCAGACCCACCUGGGAGCAGAUCUUUUCGCUGCGCCUCAGGCUCGAUUUGAUGAUGGGUUGAUCCAUUUGACAUUUGUGCGGGCUGGUAUCUCACGGGCAACACUGCUUAGACUGUUCCUAGCAAUGGAGAGAGGAGCCCAUUUGUCCAUUAGCUCUCCCUACGUUAGUCAUAUUUCUGCUCGGGCAUUCCGCCUUCAGCCGCUUUCACCACGAGGAACCCUCACUGUAGAUGGAGAGCUAGUGCCCUAUGGGCCACUGCAGGCACAGGUUCAUCCCUCCAUGGCCCGUUUGAUUGUUGGGGACUCUGGAAUAAAGAUUACAAGAUUCUGACCUGUUUGGAUUUGAACAGGCAGGGAUUAGCGUGACGCUUUGGAUAAUAUAACAUUUUGCCAUCCGCAUAUGGGGGGGAGAGAAACAGAAAGCCAGCAGUUGCUAUCACUGCUUUUACUGGGAUUAACUAAGGGAUUGUUUAUUCAAGCUGCAUAUGCAAGAAGUAUUUUGGAAUUUAACGAAGGGAUGAAAACUGGCAGCCUAUUGCACGACUGUAGGAUUACACUUGGAUUACCCACACUGUAGUUGGAGAGAGAAUGCUAAAAUGUCUACACAAAAGUGGAAACGGCGAAACUGAAUGUGUCCAACUGGUGUAUGCAUUUUAGUAUGCAUUUGAUUCACAACAGUGCUCCUGCCUUAUUUCAGAGUGGAAAAAAUGACAGUCAAACACUAACAACAAUAGCUAGCUUUUAGGUUGUCACGCCCACAUCCAAAUAUGGCUCUACCCGUUUUGCAUAAUAGGCUUAGUAAUUUACAUACUGGCUUAGUAUCACUUGCUCUGAAACCUCAUUUAGCAAGGAUUUAUCAGCAAUGAACUAGAUCUCCGUCCAGCUUUUGAAAACUUGUUUUAUGGGACUAAAAAGAAAUGCAAUCAGUUCCAUCUUUCGUCCAUUUUUUGCAGGUAUUUUUAGGACACAAUCAUUGUGUAGCUUGAGUGGAACAGUUAAAUGAGGGAUGUUGUGUUGUAUAUUGCAUUGCUAGUUUGUGUAAGAAAUGCAUGCGAUGAUGAUGAUGAUGAUGAUAUCCAGUAACUAGCUAUAUGCAUUGCAGUGAACACAGAAAGAAUGCUAGGAAAACUUCCAGUUCAGCAUUUCCCUGCUGAAAAAACAGCCAAUCCCCCCCCCCCCCCCAAUAAUAUUGUAUCACUGUCUUCUAUGACAUAAUGCAAACUUGCAUAACGUUUGCUAAUUUUUAUUCCUAAUGAAUCAAGAAAGAACUGGAAGUUAUGGAUCAAUUGGUAAUGCACCUUCAACUCCCUUUCCUGAAAGAUUAAUCUGUUAAAUAUUAGUCAAGGACUAUUUCAUAGUGAUCAGUAACUUGAUUACAUUUUAGUCUAUUUCUCUCACAAACCAUUUGUAAGGCUGAUUCCCUAGAGUAAAAUUUAUUUGUCAGCUCUUUAAGAGAACAGGCCUGUGGAAAGUCCAGCUGUGAAGCUGAGUAUGAUUGUAAUGGAGCCUUUCCAGUGCUUUUAAUUUUACCUAAAUAUUUAUUAGAAAAAUGCCCUGUUUACAUUUCUUCUGUCCUUUUCAUUUUCCAGAGGACCACAAUUUGACAAAUGCAGCUUUCUUAUGUGAAUUUACAAUGAUUAGCAAAUCAUAUUUAAUUCCAAUAACUCAACUGGUAUUUCCGAAUAGCUGUUUAGUUCUGUCUAGUGCAAUAAUUUCAGCUUCUGUUGAUCCUCACAUCUUAAGUGUCGGCUGGUAUGUAAGUUUAGUUGUUUUAUUUGCAAGUCUGGGAACUCCAAAUGAUAUUCAGCUGCAAUCAGAGGGCCAGUUAUUUGGUUUUGUUUUUCAUUUCCUAUAUUUCCUUCCUUCUUUUCUUAGCGUGAUCUAAUAAAUUUGGUAUCAAGCUGCUGUCUACCUUGAAAAUGCCAGUUUAAGAUGUCUCUUCAUUCUACGAUGCUUGUAUUAAGAUUGUAAUUACUAUUAAAUGUAUAUACAUUAUUUACAGUUUCUAGUUCUGUAUGGU